Molecule: messenger RNA, 588 nt
Organism: Microthlaspi erraticum
Lineage: Eukaryota; Viridiplantae; Streptophyta; Magnoliopsida; Brassicales; Brassicaceae
Source: the annotation of a GenBank genome assembly
AUGGAGGCAGUAACAGCGAUAAAGCCACUGAUCAGAGUCGCUGCUCUCUCCGGCUCCCUCCGUAAAGGCUCUUACAACACCGGUCUCCUCCGCGCCGCAAUCGACUUGACGAAAGAAUCGGUUCCGGGGAUGCAGAUUGAGUAUAUCGACAUAUCUCCGUUACCGUUGAUCAACACCGAUCUGGAAACCAACGGUACUUAUCCUCCCGUCGUCGAAGCUUUCCGGCAGAAGAUCCUUGAAGCCGAUAGCAUUCUCUUCGCUUCCCCUGAGUACAAUUUCUCUGUCUCAGCUCCACUUAAGAAUGCGAUUGAUUGGGCUUCAAGAUCACCUAAUGUUUGGGCUGACAAACCGGCCGCUGUGAUAAGCACCGGUGGAGGAGCUGGAGGAGGAAGAUCUCAGUAUCAUCUCCGGCAGAUCGGAGUGUUCCUUGAUCUUCAUUUCAUCAACAAACCGGAGUUUACUCUGAAUGCGUUUCAGCCGCCGAAGAAAUUCGAUGGGGAAGGAAACUUGGUGGAUGAAGCGUCUAAGGAGAGGUUGAAACAAGUCCUUGUGUCGUUACAGGCAUUUACUCUGCGACUCGCUAAGUAA